This is a messenger RNA of Mangifera indica (mango), 672 nucleotides long. RefSeq lists its product as uncharacterized. NCBI's taxonomy places the organism in Eukaryota, Viridiplantae, Streptophyta, Magnoliopsida, Sapindales, Anacardiaceae. The transcript has 2 exons. Bases 1 to 672 code for a protein of 223 amino acids. The record is from RefSeq and is a predicted model, not a curated record.
AUGGAGCCAAUCAAAGCAACAGUCAUCGACCUAUCAUCGCCUGAAUCCACUACUGAAACACCACAGAUGCCAGCGUUUCGCCUGGUCCCUACAAACAAAAAUAAACCUAAGCCUGGAGACGUUCUUUAUGCGUCACCGUUGGAUGGACCAGAACUCGUUCUGACAAAACAAGUAUUGAUUGGAGUCGAGGAUUAUGCACAGUGGGCUAGAGAUUUCAGAAGGGCGCUCAUUGCAAAGGACAAGAUCGGAUUCGUCGAUGGCACUGUUCCCAUGCUGUCGGAGCCCGAUCUUGCCCGUUUUUGGGUACGUUGCAAUACGCUUGUCCACGCCUGGAUUAGUAAUUGUUUGACUGAAGAGAUCGCGGCUGGUUUACCACCUACAGAAGAUGCAAGAGAGCUUUGGGGAUUCAUCAAAGACAUAAAUCCGACAAGAGAAUCAGACUGUGACGAACUACUUCAACAAGCUUUCUGCUGCCUGGAACGAGUUAGAUGCAGUCGAGGAAUUGAUCGCUGCGCCACCGGAGAUUCUCACGCAGAUUCAGGGCGCCAAGGAACGGGAGAGAUGACGCGUUUCCUGAUGGGGCUGAAUGAAGGAUUUGCUGCUUUCAGAACCCAAAUACUGACCUUUGCGGAGACACCUUCGUUACAGCGUACAUAUCAUCUUGCCGUCUAA